AUGCAGUUCCUGAUAGGAAAAGUCGAAGAUGCGCUCCCCUCUCGCUCGAAGAGGCGUCGCUAUAAGAUAGACCAUUCCACUACCGAGCCGGAGGAGCCUUCUAACAGACCGCAUAGUGUGGAGAUGGUACCCCUUGAGACAGGAAAUGAGGAGAAAGUUGAGGCCUACUACGAAUCUGCCUUUAAAGCCUUUCAGCAGAUCAACUGUCGCCAAAUAGCGAAAGCCUAUAUUAAGAUUAUCGAGCCACGCAAGCAAGUGAAGUAUCCUUAUAAUGGAGGACGGGGAGGACCCGGUGAGAAAGGGGACCCAGAGAAGACCAAGCCGGACUGGUGGCCAGCUGGAGUCCCCCAUCGUGAACCCGAUCACCUGCUGAAGCCGGAACGGAUAUGCCUUCUUAUCCAUAUCUUCCGUAAGCUUGGUAAUAAUGGAAUGACUGCCAACAAGCUAGAAGAGGCCGGACGUGGUGCCCAAAGUCAAAUAAAACCCCGCGAGAGACUUGGUAUCCUAGAUGAGAUUUAUAAGGUUCGAAGGGCGGAAGAGAGUUAUGAGAGGGGCGAAGCAGAUGCAAAUACCGUGGUUUAUAUAGUUAACAGAGAUAAAAAGCGGGAACGAACCCCGCAAGCGAUAGAAGGCGCUGACCGUGGCUCAACUUAUCUAAGUAAGCACGGACUGGAAAAGAACACGAAGUGUCGAAUGCUAUCACCAUCGCCUUAUAUUAUUAGCAAUGGGGUACCAGCCGAUCAAUCCCGACCAAUCCUCGCCAUACCCCCCAUCGGCGAAUGGUGGAACCCUAGAGAAGAAUGCCCCCCCCAAGCACUGCCAUGCGGUUGCGCCGAAUGCCUUCCACCGCCUGUUAAUGUCGACCGUAUCCAACAAUGGCUUAAUACUGCUACUGAUGAGACGGCCGACCCAGAGCUUCUACAAGACUACGCCCCCACCUACCCCGAGCCCCGUAGCUCAAUGCAAGGCCACGGCUACAUCCCCGUGGGCUAUCACAGUGAUCAGCAUCGUACCCAAGGAUUUUACACAGCGUUAAGGUCGCCGGACAUCACAGCGGACUCCUUACAGGCUGUUUAA
Messenger RNA from Arthroderma uncinatum, 1077 nucleotides. RefSeq lists its product as uncharacterized. The coding region runs from base 1 to 1077 and encodes 358 amino acids. The transcript has 2 exons. The record is from RefSeq and is a predicted model, not a curated record. NCBI's taxonomy places the organism in Eukaryota, Fungi, Ascomycota, Eurotiomycetes, Onygenales, Arthrodermataceae.